Molecule: messenger RNA, 4476 nt
Organism: Loxodonta africana (African savanna elephant)
Lineage: Eukaryota; Metazoa; Chordata; Mammalia; Proboscidea; Elephantidae
Gene: COG3
Product: component of oligomeric golgi complex 3
Exons: 23
Coding region: 79-2565 (828 amino acids)
Biological process (GO): intracellular protein transport; Golgi organization; intra-Golgi vesicle-mediated transport
Cellular component (GO): cis-Golgi network; membrane; COG complex
Source: RefSeq, a predicted model, not a curated record
CACUCUCCGGAAGUGGCCCGGGCCUCCCGGUCGGGGCCUCUCCACCCGGCUCCUGCUGAGGGCCGGGGUGCGGUGGUGAUGGCGGAGGCGGCGCUGCUACUGCUGCCGGAGGCGGCGGCGGAUCGGGACGCUCGGGAGAGGCUGGCUCUCUGGGAUCGGCGGCCGGACACGACGGCGCCGCUCACCGACAGGCAGACGGACUCAGUACUGGAGCUGAAGGCGGCGGCGGAGAACUUGCCCGUGCCGACCGAGCUUCCCCUUGAAGACUUCAGCAGUUUAACGUCCCAAUCACUGCCCAUUUCGCUGACUUCCAUAGUGCCAGAAUCUACAGAAGACAUUCUGAUGAAGGGCUUCACUUCCUUAGAGAUGGGAGAAGAAAGAAUUGAAACUGCCCAGCAGUUUUUCUCAUGGUUUGCAAAGCUCCAAACUCAGAUGGAUCAGGAUGAAGGAACUAAAUACAGACAGAUGAGGGAUUACUUGUCUGGGUUUCAGGAGCAGUGUGACGCCAUACUGAAUGAUGUAAACAGUGCUCUUCAGCACCUGGAGUCAUUGCAGAAACAGUACCUUUUUGUGUCCAAUAAGACUGGAACCCUACACGAAGCCUGUGAACAGCUCCUCAAAGAACAGUCGGAACUUGUUGAUCUGGCUGAAAAUAUUCAACAAAAGCUUUCCUAUUUUAAUGAAUUGGAAACUAUUAACACAAAAUUGAAUUCCCCUACAUUGUCUGUGAAUAGUGAAGGAUUUAUACCUAUGCUGGCCAAAUUAGAUGAUUGUAUAACGUACAUCUCAUCUCAUCCUAAUUUUAAAGAUUAUCCUGUAUAUUUACUGAAGUUUAAGCAGUGUCUUUCUAAAGCUUUGCACCUCAUGAAGUCAUACAUUGUGAACAUACUACAGAACCUCACAAAUCAGUUAUUAAAAAGGGAUCCUUCAUCUGUACCUAAUGCAGACAAUGCUUUCACGCUAUUUUAUGUGAAGUUUCGCGCCGCUGCCCCCAAAGUCAGAACACUUAUUGAACAAAUAGAACAACGAUCUGAAAAAAUACCUGAAUACCAACAACUCCUAAAUGAUAUCCACCAGUGUUACCUUGAUCAGCGGGAACUCCUUUUGGGCCCUAGUAUUACUUGUACUGUAACAGAGCUAACCAGCCAGAAUAACAGAGAUCAUUGUGCCUUGGUUCGCAGUGGCUGUGCCUUUAUGGUCCAUGUUUGCCAGGAUGAACACCAACUUUACAAUGAAUUUUUCACAAAACCAACAUCAAAACUAGAUGAGCUUCUGGAGAAACUGUGUGUAUCAUUGUAUGAUGUCUUCAGGCCACUCAUCAUUCAUGUUAUUCACUUAGAGACUCUAUCAGAACUUUGUGGGAUCCUUAAAAAUGAGGUGCUUGAGGAUCAUGUACAGAACAAUGCUGAACAGCUGGGGGCAUUUGCAGCUGGUGUGAAGCAGAUGUUGGAAGAUGUACAAGAGCGGCUCGUCUACCGAACUCACAUCUAUAUUCAUACUGACAUCACUGGCUACAAGCCAGCUCCUGGCGAUCUGGCGUAUCCUGACAAGCUAGUCAUGAUGGAGGAAAUUGCACAGAGUUUAAAAGAGGAACAGAAAAAGGCACCUUCAGAAACUUCGUUCUCAGACGUUCAGUUAGAAGAAGCAGAGUCUAAUAGUCUGACAGAGUCUGGUUCCACAGAAUCCCUCAAUGCUAGACCACUGGCUACAAUUUCUCCAGCAGAUCUUCACGGAAUGUGGUACCCUACAGUUCGAAGAACUCUCGUCUGUCUCUCCAAAUUAUACAGAUGCAUAGAUAGGGCAGUGUUCCAAGGAUUAUCACAGGAAGCAUUGUCUGCGUGCAUUCAGUCCUUGCUGGGAGCAUCAGAGUCUAUCAGCAAAAACAAGACUCAGGUUGAUGGACAACUUUUCUUAAUUAAGCACCUUUUGAUUCUUCGUGAGCAAAUUGCUCCGUUUCACACUGAAUUCACCAUUAAGGAAAUUUCCCUGGACCUCAAGAAAACUAGAGAUGCAGCAUUUAAAAUCCUGAAUCCCAUGACUGUUCCAAGAUUUUUUAGGCUGAAUAGCAACAAUGCCUUGAUAGAGUUCUUGUUGGAGGGCACUCCUGAGAUAAGAGAGUAUUAUCUUGACUCUAAAAAAGAUGUAGACCGUCAUCUGAAGUCGGCCUGUGAGCAGUUUAUUCAGCAGCAGACCAAGCUGUUUGUGGAGCAGCUGGAGGAGUUCCUGACCAAGGUUUCAGCAUUAAAAACAAUGGCCAGUCAGGGAGGUCCCAAGUAUUCUCUGUCACAGCAGCCUUGGGCACAACCAGCAAAGGUCAGUGACCUUGUGUCAGGUGCCUAUAAGAUAAUAAAAGCAAAGCUGCCUUUGACAUUGAGGAGUAUGUCACUGUACCUGUCCAAUAAAGACACUGAAUUCAUCUUGUUUAAGCCUGUUAGGAACAAUAUUCAGCAAGUCUUCCAGAAGAUCCAUACUUUGUUAAAAGAAGAGUUUAGCCCUGAAGAUACCCAGAUCAUAGCUUGUCCUUCCAUGGAACAGGUGAACCUGCUGCUGUCGGGUUCUAAAUAACCAGGCCAGUUGGCUGCAUGUGUAAACGGUGUGUCCAGUAGGAGUGGCUGAGAAGUCUUGCCGCCUGCAGGACAUUGAGGAAUUGUAUGUGGAAGUGUCCCUGAGAGCCACGCAAGUCUGCUGCUCAGUGCUGACUGCAGAGUGUUAAGAAGAUUUAUGUUUCCCCUUUAAAAACAUCAAAAUGCCAAAGACUAACUUCUGGGUGGUGGUAACUGCCUCAUGUCAAUGUUGACCAGAAAUGGAAGUGUUUAGGAGGCAGUGACAGUGGGCUUGCAGGGAGAUGGCUCUCACCAAAGGUGUGCAGUGAAAGCUGUUACAAUAAGUAGUAUUGUAAUUCAAGCAGAAAUGGACUUUACAGAAACACAGCUCGUUAGACAGCUUCUAAGGGUUGCUAAAGUGUGGAAUAUUGCAAUACUUUUCACCACUAAGCAUUCCACAGUGACUGUGUCUUUUUACUUCCAAACUGUUAUUUCUACACUGUACUUAAUGUAGUGUUUCUCCUAUCAUUUUGAAUUUAGUUCAGAUGCUUCUAAGAACACAUUCUGCUUUCCUGGGAAUUCAGGGUGUUAUCUUCUGUAUGUGAGGUAGUUUAAAGACCCAAGGGCCUUGUAGAAGGUCCCGGAAUCUUUACUCCUUGAAUUGCUUAGGUGCAGAAUGUUCAACAGGAGGGAGCUGCAGCCUCUUCUUCAUAAAGAGAAAUGUCCAGUAUCUUUAAUGAGAAUCUCCAUGGUACAAUAGCCAGUGUUUGGGAGUGGAAAGUACCAAUUAAGGUGUCUUAGACAUGGCACAGAGAGAGAGGGGAGCUGGUGAAUAGUGGAUCUCAUGAAUGAAGGUGAGGGUUACCAGGUCCUGUGCACUGCCUUUGGCUUUAGCGCUUCUUUGACAAGGGAACGCUUUCACGUCCGGUGUCUUCAGCUGGCUGUGCUGCGUCCCAGCAUUUUGAAUUUCCAGUCCUGUUAGAGCGGAAUACAUUUUCCUAACAAAGAUAAGGAUGAUGAGAGCCAAAUGCCUAUACUGUCAGGGAUCAUAACAUAAAUUAUGCACAUCUGUGACUUCCUACAAAUACCCGUUUCCUGUUGGGGUUGGUUUUGCCUCCAGUGUUACAGUAAAUGUAGCCUGCUUUUUGGUUCAAAAAGAAGUGUGAGUUGCCUCAACACUAGCCUCGCAGUGGGGCACUGCCGGGGGCUCAGGGUUGGGGCGGCGGGCCCAGUGGUGCGGUCAGUGCCUGUCACUUGCUCCACAGUGAUGGGAGCAGCAUGGUUCACACCCUCCAAAGGACUCUUUCCUGAUGUGUAGAUAGGUUACAUGUCCGGUGUCUGUCAUCCCUAACUGGUCACUUGCGCCUCAGGUCAGUUUCAGUUGGUGAUGGAUGUUACUUGAUAGAGCUUAUUACUACUCUCUAUUUUGGGAAGCUAGAAGGUAAAAAGGGUCCAUUUUCAUUUUCUGAAAUGAAAUGAAUAAAUUACUUCUACUUACUGCUUUGAGUACAUGUUUAAUGACAGACUGAAGUACCCAGUUUUGUGUAUUAUAUGUACAUUUGAUUUUUAAAUAGCCUUUCCAAAGAAACGAGGGCAUGAUUAUUGUACAGUACUGUGACUGAUUUAAUCCGAUGUACAGAGCAGAGAGUGUUCCUAAGGGCAGAAAUAUUUAAUGGCACUUGUUCCUGUGUUUUGAACUCUUAUUCCUGAGACACUCAAACACUUUACACAGUGCUAAUAACUAAGUAGGAGAUAGUGAUCCAAUUGUUUGCUAAAUGAUUAUUUGUUUAAAUCUGUACAGUUUCAAGCAUUUACUUAUACAAAGAGUGUACAUACUUUAAAAAAUUAAUUUAAAAUGCUUUAUAUUAUUUGGCUAGAAAUUGCUGUUUUCAUAAAUGAAUUUUUUUAAAAAAUAAAGAUUUUUGCUUCCUAA